GCAUGCCAAGACUCACACAGGCACAUCGCCGCCGUUUGACAGUACCAGCAAACCGAUACAGAAAGACCCGCACGGCCCCAUGGAACCGGUAGUCCCAGCUCCAAAUUGUCACGCCCGAAAGCCCUCACUUGUGCCAUGGGGAGAACUACAUCUCCCGUGAUGCUUCGCCCGCCGUGUAGCCGGAAGACUGGCAUGGGGCCGGUCUGCGGCGCUUGCAGAGCUUUGCGCAAAGCCAGCCAGUCUCCUCCUCACGGGGCUGUGAGCGAGGGGGGUCCGCUUUCUGGGUUGAAGACCUUCAUGUAAAGAGAAAGUAAAACUGCUAAGGGUACUGCAGGGCACGUUUUACCGGGUAACGUAACGUUUUGAGUGCUUUUCACUCUUUUACCGCCCCUUUAAGUUGCAAUUGUGCGUUUCUGUGUUGAACCGGUUUGCAAACUGAAAGUGUCCUGCCGGCGCCGGCGCUGGCUUUGUCUGGCCGACAGCGUGCUCUUUUGUCUCAGCUCUUUGUUUCCGUUGAACUUCAAGCGCCUGACAGGUACCUUACAGCAUCUUGUUGUCCGUUUCCUUUAUUGUUGUGUGUGUAUAUAUAUAUAUUUUAAAAUGCAAUACGUCAAGAAAUACUUCACGGAAGGACUGAUCCAGUUUACGAUUCUGUUGAGUUUGGUCGGAGUUCGGGUUGAUGUCGACACCUACUUGAACGGCUACUUUUCACCGCUCCUGGAGACCGACGAGGGGCCGAGCUCAGCCUAUAUCCAGACCCCUUUCCACAGCUCGAGGGACACCUGGGAGGGUCACAGCCUGCACCCCAAGUGCCCCGACUUGGAGCAGUACUUCACCGCCCGCCGCCUGCUGACCGAGGUCAGAGCCCUCGGCACGCCUCGCUUCCCCACGCAGCUGAGCGCAUGGCUGGUGCACUCCGUGUCCCGGGACUCCGACAGCGGCGCCGCCGGCGCGGCUCCAGACCCGCAGUCCGGGGGCAGCGGCGGUCCGGACCGAGGGGACAGCGCCGGACCGCCCCCCAGCCCCGCCUGCGAGCUGGCUGAAGAGGAUGGUGAGCUGCAGAGGCAGGAUGCAGGCCAGAGCCCCGAGCCCGCGGCAGGAGAGGAGGGGGAGGCAGAGGAGCGCGCGGCUGCACCUGAACUCCAGGGGGCGCCACAGGAGGCGCUGGCGCACAGCUCCACGCUGGACAGAGAGAACGUGCUCAGCAGCGCCUCCUCCCUCUCGACGUUGGCACAGCAACCCCUGCUGGCGGCUGGCGUGGAGCACCCCUGGCGCGAGCUCCUGUCCUUGUCCAAUCUGGAGGACAUGGAAAUCGAAGACCCACAGCAGAUCCCUGAUGCCAUCAGCCGGAACGUCAGUCUUCAUGAUGCCAUGCUGUCCGGAGACCGAGACGGCCGCGCCAGCUGGACGGGGCCGGGGGGGUCCCUGGAGCCGGCCCACGCCACACACCCCGCCCUGCUGGGGGCGCUCAACCUGACCGCGGAGCUCUUCCCGCUGGUGGAGAACAGCAGCAGAGACGGGGCGGCCCUGAGCUCUCUGUCCGGGUUUCUCGACGAGGCGGUGUUUGAGCAGAUCAAUUUGAUGGGUCUGGGCCUGGACGGCCUGGGCGGCCUGGACAGCCGGAUCCUGGACGAGCUGGACUCAGACUCCGGGCUGUCCCUGGACUCCAGCUUCCGCAGCCCCGGCUCCCCCAGCGCCUCCGAGGCGUCCUCGCUGUCCCACUGCGAGGACGAGGGGGCCGUGGGCUACAGCACCGACUCCGACUCGCUGUCCGGGGACGCUGCCGCGGGGGCCUCCUGGAGCCUCAAAGAGCGUCGCCCCCAGGGGACGGGGCGCUCACCUGCGCAGCUGGCCCAGGGCGUCCUGCACGACCACACGUACUCUUCUCCGCCGCCCCAGCGCGGGUCCGGCCCGCGGGGGCAGCAGGCGGGGCGCGGGCCCCUCGGGGCGGUCAAGAAGGAAGGCGGCGAGGAGGACGAGCUGAGCCGGGACGAGAGGAGGGCCCGGGCGCUGGACCUCCCGCUGUCCGUGCAGGACAUCGUGAACAUGCCCGUGGAGGAGUUCCUGGAGCUGCUGUCCGGCUUCCAGCUGAGCGACGCCCAGGUGGCGCUGAUUCGGGACAUCCGGCGCCGGGGCAAGAACAAGGUGGCGGCGCAGAACUGCCGGCGCCGCAAGCUGGACGCCAUCGCCGGGCUGGAGGGCGAGGUGGAGCGGCUCCGGCGGCACCGGGACCGGCUGCUGCGCGACCGGGCCCAGCACAGCAAGUCGCUGGGCUGCCUGAAGCAGCGGCUGGGCCAGCUGUACCGGGACGUGUUCCGCCGCCUGCGGGACGAGCAGGGCAGGCCCGUCAGCCCCGGCCGCUACGCCCUGCAGUGCCACAGCGACGGCAGCGUGCUGCUGGUGCCCCACCGGCCCGGCGCGCAGCGGCGCAGGCCCGACCGGGCCAGGAAGGACAAGCAGCACUGACCGCGCGGCGCCCGGACCGGUCAGCGAUCCCCCUCGCGGUCAGAGGGGCCGGCCCAGAGGCGGGGGGCGCUUUGAAGAAGGCCGAGACGCUCUUGCUCUUCUGGAGAAGUGAAACCGGGGCUUUUUAAGUUGAGAGGGGAAUAAUAAAUGUAGCUUUAACACUGGAAACACGGUAGAAAUGUACAGUGGACGAGUCCACCCGUCUGAGGACAGUGUCCAAAUGCAGACCCUUGGUUUGCUGCUUUAGUGAGUAGCGGCGCGUGGAGGCAGACGCCCGGCUGACCUGGGAAAGUCACUGGUUUCCAAUCCUCCCACAGUGCAGCUCAUUUGCCCCACAGGUUCCCGCACGUGUUUAACAGUCUGGGAGCGCAGAGUACACGUUCCGCUCACCUGCGGCACAGGCCACACCAGUGAUUUCCCACUAGUUCAGGCCGGCAGCUGACCGUCUCACCCUGCGGCAUUAUUCAUUGACACCGUUUUCCAGCAGGGCUCUUUUUCACUACUGGAAGUUAAAAGAGGCACACCUGAAGAGGCUGAAACAUUCUCUUUUGCUUUCUGUAUGGAAUAAACCUGUCACCUGUUCCUUUGCAGACUGCGCAUGCUGAUGCAGCUGCCUACUGUACUACAUUCUCACUACUCCCCUUACUCCUCAUCAGGAACUCAAAGACAGUACUGGCUGCAGACAUGCAUGUCAUGUAGCAUUUUAAUACUCAAAUGGGCUAAUGGCUUCAGCACAUAAUUUCAGGUUGACAUUUCUAUGUGUGUAGAACACAUCACAGUCUGAGUGCGGUUGUUUGAUGGAACAUGUUUCCCUGUCCUUGCUCACAGGAAUAUUUCCUCCAUUUUGCACGAGGUUGAGUCUGCUCUCUCCCUCGGACACAAGCGAGUAAGGAGUUUGCACUGACUGCACUGUGGGGGUGUUGCAGAGAUCCUCAUCCUCCGUUUCAGUCAUCAGACUGUAAUCAUUGGAUGCCUUCGAAAUGACCUGGAUUUGAAAUCGGCAGUUUUCCCGGGUGUACGAUCAGGCAGUACAGGCAGGGUGACCACCGUGCUCCCUGUGUUCGGCAAGAUCUCCACCUGUACUGCAGCUAGUCUGCAGGUGAGCGUUGGCCAUGUGUCUCCAGGCGAACGGGGGAGUACCACAGCAGAUCGUCACUCAGACCUCUGUGACCUCACGGUUCUGACAUGCCUUACUGGUUUAGUUGAUAGCUUGACUUGACUCGUCGGCUUUUGAUUCUUUUCUGUUACUCGGGGUUAUUCAAUUUACUGAAAGUCUGUAAAUUCCAAGUGCGAUUAUACAACAUUAGACAUUACAAACUUCCAACAAAUGCCUUCACUGAGCUGAUUAAUGCUUGAUUAAUGUAAACUUCAGCUUGUGGGAGUGGAGAGUAACUGAACACCGUUAAAAACAGUUCAAACUUUUUUUUAAGUGGCCUUAAUGUUCUGGGAGGCUUCUUUCAAAGAGCGCUUUGUGGAUCAAACAGCUGCAUUUUCUAUAUGCACUAUAUUUUACAAUGUUUGUAUUAUGUAUUACAGUUUUGAAAAUGGUUAUUUUUUCUUUUAUGACUUUCGAUACAGUACUUUGUAAAGAAUCAGAUGGGAUCACACAGAAAGGUUAAAAACUUACCAAAAGGGGCCAGACGGACCUCGUUUGUAACCUUUCUUAUGUUCUUCUGAAAUAUGAAAAGCACAAAACCGGUUAUUUUCCUUGCGGGUUUGCCGAGACAGUGGUGGUCUGCACUGAUAAUGGAUCAGCUUUGAUGAGUGUUUACUUGUCUGGAAUAUUUGCACUAGGGUUUCUGUGACUGCAAACUGGGAUAAAUGCCAGGCUGAUUCUUGGAGAGAACACGUUUUCUGAGAAACGGGUGCAAGUACCUGGCACUGUAUCUUUACCGCUGUUCUUAUGGCAUCAGAAAUGACAAAGACAUGGCAUACUGAAGGCGUUCCGACCUCCCUGCGAGUGUAUUUGUGUCGUGCAGAGGGCUCGGGGCUCACGUCACCCCCUUGAACCCUGGACGGUCUCGACUGUCCCGCGGUGACCCGGUGUUCUGGCGCCGUGCAGCUGGCUGCUGUGCAGUGGGUGGCACUGGUUCUGCUCUGGACCCACGAGCCACUGUGACAGAAUCCCAGCAGGUACAGAGCCCAGUUGCACUCAUGGAGUUUUGAAAAUGAGUUUUUUUUUUCUGUUCUCCUCUUUUCCGCUCUAGUUUGAUUUCGGAGCCUUUCAGGUGUCUUCCUGCCCGCCCUCGCCUGCUUCCCAGUGAGGUGAGCACGCCCAGGGCGGCGCCUUCCUCUCUCGCUGUUCCACUGCCAUCGCGGUGCCAGCCCAGGUCAGCCAGCUGACCCUGGUGCCCAACUUCACAAAGACACGGGCCUUUCAGGUUUUAUGUUGAAGGCUGUAUCCAGGCCCUUGCUGUGCAUAAUAAUCACACAGGUCGUCCUUCUGUGCUGCAGGCCCUGGAUAGUCUGUAUAACUGAAGAUCAGAUCUAAAAAACUGAUGAGAUAAUGCCAUUACACCACCUAGACCUACAACACCAUCUAGGAAAUGAAACCAAUCUGCUUCAGAUGCAGGGCUGAGAAUAAGCUUUUGGCAGGCGAGACACCAGGGCAGCCAAGCUGUGGGGAUGGGAGUGGGCAGUGACCCCUGUCAGUCCACAUGCUGCCCCUCUGCUCU
Molecule: messenger RNA, 5141 nt
Organism: Lepisosteus oculatus (spotted gar)
Lineage: Eukaryota; Metazoa; Chordata; Actinopteri; Semionotiformes; Lepisosteidae
Gene: nfe2l3
Product: nfe2 like bZIP transcription factor 3
Biological process (GO): regulation of transcription by RNA polymerase II
Cellular component (GO): nucleus
Molecular function (GO): DNA-binding transcription factor activity, RNA polymerase II-specific; RNA polymerase II cis-regulatory region sequence-specific DNA binding
Source: RefSeq, a predicted model, not a curated record